Messenger RNA from Thermothielavioides terrestris NRRL 8126, 2571 nucleotides. RefSeq lists its product as uncharacterized. The transcript has 4 exons. Bases 162 to 2459 code for a protein of 765 amino acids. Gene Ontology annotation, biological process: regulation of DNA-templated transcription elongation; mRNA export from nucleus. The record is from RefSeq and is a predicted model, not a curated record. Gene Ontology annotation, cellular component: THO complex part of transcription export complex. Lineage: Eukaryota; Fungi; Ascomycota; Sordariomycetes; Sordariales; Chaetomiaceae.
UCGCUUCUUGCAUCAAGCAACAUCAACUGCAACGUCUGUUGUAUGGAUGGCCCGCCGUCGAUCCUUGCUCAACCGUGAAAGAACGAGAAGGCAGCUUCCUGGACCUCUGCACCGAGACAAAUUUCCUCCCGCACCCCUCUUCUCGGGGCGAAGCCUGGAAGAUGCCGUCGGCGACCAUCGACAGCCACGGCGUCUCGGGUGUCGCUGCAGCGGCCGCCUUCCUGGACACGCUGCUCGAGCGCGCCGAAUCCGUCAAGCGAACUGCCUCGAUCGAGCCGCCUCUCGAGAAGUCCGACUUUGAUGACCUCCGACAACAGCUUAGCGAUGCGCUAGGCUACGAGUUGCCGCCCGACGAGUCGGCCGACAGCAAACGGACACAGCGCUUUGCCGUCAUCGAGACCGCCGUGCGCGACACCUUCGAGUCUUUGAUCGCAACGACGCCGAUCGAGUCCCCCGCCUUCGUCAAGGUCUGGAACCUCUUCGACAUCCUCUCCCUGCUCUCUGAUUGCGAGCUCUGCGACCCCGCUCUGCUGUUCUGGCUCGUCGAGGAGCUGCUGGACAGCCAGACGAUUGCCGGAUGCCGCAAGGUCUUUGACUUUCUCGAGUCGCGUCGCGAACGCAUCACCGCCAAGCACUUCAAGCAGAAGCAGCUCGUCAUCCUCCGCACCUGCAAUGAGCUUCUCCGGCGCCUGUCCAGGGCUCUUGACCCGGCUUUUUGCGGCAGAGUCUUCAUCUUUAUGUUCCAGAGCUUCCCGCUGGGCGACAAGAGCUCAGUCAAUCUGAGAGGCGAAUAUCAUGUUGAAAAUGUCACCACGUGGGAUCAGACGACACCAGCGCCGGACGGGGAGAAGAUGGACGUGGACUCGGAGCCGAAGCCGCAGAAGGACAAGGCCCUAGACCCGGACACGCUGUACCCCGUCUUUUGGUCUCUCCAGGAGAGCUUCAACCAACCCAAGAAGCUCUUCGACUCCGGCCACUUUGCCGCCUUCAAGGCCGGACUCGAGGCGACGAUGGCGACGUUUCGAAGCAUUAAGCCCGAGCAGCCAUCACGAUCCAAGGAAAAGCAAGACAAGCCGGUCGAAGAGAUGGGGCCCAGCCUGAAGCGCAAGCGGGACGACGUCGACGACGAGCUCGCCAGCGGUUUCAACCCCAAGUAUCUCACCAGUCGGGACCUGUUCAAGCUCGAGAUCAGCGACCUGGCGUUCCGCCGGAACAUCUUGGUCCAGGCGCUCAUAGUCAUGGAAUUCCUGCUCGCUCUCUCCCCCAAGGCAAAGGAGAAGCUCGCGAGCGUCAAGGCCCCCAACAAGUCCGUCACGUACUCGGACCAGCAGCUGAGCGAAGAGGACGCAAAGUGGGCGGCGGACAUGAAAGAGGCCAUCGUGGAGUACCUGAAACAGGGGGUAGAAGGGCCCUAUUUCAAUCGGAUGGUCGAGACCGUUCUCUCUAGGGACAAGAACUGGGUGCGGUGGAAGAUCGAGAACUGCCCGUCCAUCGAGCUGCCGAGCAUGACGCCCGAGAUGUUCGUCGAGGCCAGGACCGCUGCAACCCAGCUGGCCACGACCAAGCGGUUAAGGGCGACUCCACUCGGCUCGCUGUCUCUCGACUUCCUCGGAGACGAAGACGAGGAAGCAGCCUUUGAGGCGCUGAAGGAUCCCCAGCGAUACAGCCUCCCCGAGCUCAGCAGCCUCCGAAGGGGCAUUGCAGAUGAUGACUUCGAGAUUGAAAUGCCCACCAACGACGAGACCAAAGCCAGCGCAAUAGAGGGGAAGGCCAGCAAGACGUGGAGGGCGCUGAGGAUAGCCAGCAAGUCCAAGCUGGCCACCUUCGACAAGAUCGACGACGACAACAAGAUCGACGUCAUCUUCGAGGAGAAGCCGGUUGACCAAACCGAAGCGGAUGAGGACGUCACCAACGGCGAUGUGUCCUUCCCCGAAGAUCGCCGGGCAAUCGUCGUCGUAGACACGAGCAGCAGCCCCAAUACGAAGUCUGAAGUGCUAGCCCAAUUCAUGGCCAAGCACUCCAGAGCGUUUACCAAAGUCGCACCACACGUCACGCGGAAGCCACGGGAAGGGGAAGUUAAUGGACAGGACUACCACUUCGUCGAUGUCCAGACGUUUAAUGUCAUGCGGGACGGGGAUCAGUUCCUAGAGUUCAGCGAAGAAGGCGAUGACGUCCACGGCACGAGCAGGAAGGUCGUGGAGGGUAUCAUGGACAACGACAGGGUGCCGGUGAUGGAGAUGGCGCAGCAGGGUGCGCAACAAGUCAAGGACAAUGGUUUCGACGCGAGGUUCGUUGUGAUCAAAGCCUCGGCCGAUGCGGGAGCGGACGCCAAGCCUCCAGAUUUCUAUGACGCAGUGGCCAGUGAUCUGAAGUCGUUGGAAGCAGUCAUCUUCGGGUCAGCAGCGGCGCCGUCAAGAGAAGAUGGAGACGUGCCAAUGGCGGACGAGCCCCCGUCAUGAAGGCGUCUGGGCAGGGCGAUUGGGGAAGAGCGGCAGGCUAGUUGGCGAGGAAGCAUGUUACCGCUGAACUGUAACAACAACGCUACCUAGACUCUUUUGAUACGAGAAAUGA